This is a messenger RNA of Iphiclides podalirius (scarce swallowtail), 750 nucleotides long. The record is from the annotation of a GenBank genome assembly. Lineage: Eukaryota; Metazoa; Arthropoda; Insecta; Lepidoptera; Papilionidae.
AUGGCUGUAGGUGAGGUUGCUAGUUUUCGAGUCAAAAAAGAGCUAGUAUACAGCUACCCAUUUGUGUCAAAAACUUUACGUGAACUAGGUCAAGAACACAAAGUAAAACAUACAUGUACAAUGACAUUGCACACUGAAGGCAUUGGAUAUUCAGAUUUGGAUGAAUUAAUCAGUAACCCCUGUGAUCUGGAAUUUAUUUUAGAACUUAUAAAAGUAGAGAGGUCAGAUGAGUAUGAGAAAGAAGUAUGGCAACUUAGUACAAAAGAACGACUAGAACUGAUUCCGUCACUUAAAGAAAAAGGCAAUAAAUUUUAUUCUGAAAGACAAUAUGAUAAGGCUGAAGAAACUUACAGUCAAGCAAUAGCCAUUUGUGAGCAGCUUAUGCUAAGAGAGAGGAAGACUGAUCCAGAAUGGAUAAACUUAAACAACAUUAAACUGCCAAUUUUACUUAAUUAUGCUCAGGUUAAACUUGUUCAAGGAAAUUUUUAUGCAGUUAUUGAACAUUGCAGCACAGUUCUAGAGUUUGAUAAGGACAAUGAAAAAGCUUUAUAUAGACGAGCAAAGGCCCAUGUCGGAGCGUGGAACCCAGACCAAGCCGAAGAAGAUUUCAAGCAUCUAAAAGCUAUUAAUCCAUCGUUUGCAACAGCCGUGGAUAAAGAAUUAGAGAACAUUAAAAAAAUGCGAAAGCAGAAAUCACACCAGGAUAAAGACGCUUUAAAAAAUUUGUUUCCAAAAGAAAACGCAGGAAUU